GCAGCUCGCACGCCGGACGCCGCCAUGCCCGGGGACCACCGCCGCAUCCGCGGGCCCGAGGAGUCGCAGCCGCCGCAGCUGUACGCAGCCGACGAGGACGAGGCACCCGACGCCCGCGACCCCACUCGGCUGCGGCCCGUGUACGCGCGCGCCGGGCUGCUGAGCCAGGCCAAGGGUUCGGCCUACCUGGAGGCGGGAGGCACUAAGGUCCUGUGCGCCGUGUCCGGCCCGCGCCAGGCGGAGGGCGGCGAGCGCGGCGGCGGCCCGGCGGGAGCGGGAGGCGAGACCCCGGCCGCGCUGCGGGGACGCCUGCUCUGUGACUUCCGCCGCGCGCCCUUCGCGGGCCGCCGGCGCCGCGCGCCCCAGGGCGGCGGCGAGGAGCGCGAGCUGGCGCUGGCCCUGCAGGAGGCUCUUGAGCCGGCCGUGCGCCUGGGCCGCUACCCGCGCGCGCAGCUCGAAGUGUCAGCUCUGCUGCUGGAGGACGGUGGCUCGGCCCUGGCCGCUGCGCUCACGGCCGCCGCGCUCGCCCUGGCCGACGCGGGCAUUGAGAUGUACGACCUGGUGGUGGGCUGCGGCCUAAGCCGCGCUCCUGGGCCCGCGCCCACCUGGCUGCUGGACCCCACGCGGCUCGAGGAGGAGCACGCCGCCGCCGGUCUCACUGUGGCGCUCAUGCCUGUGCUUAAUCAGGUGGCUGGGUUGCUGGGCAGUGGGGAAGGGGGUCCGACCGAGAGCUGGGUCGAGGCCGUGCGCAUGGGUCUCGAGGGCUGCCAGCGCCUCUACCCUGUACUGCAGCAGUGCCUGGUGCGGGCUGCCCGUCGGAGGGGCGCCGCUGCCCCGCCUUGAACCAGAAGCCAGAGGGAUGACAGAUGCCCAGGCCUGUGCUGCUCCUGCCGCCCCUUGAAAGGACCUGCACCAUUGGCUUCCAGACCUCACUGCCCUGAGAACUCAAGAGCCUAGAGAGGGUCUCCCUCCAGCGUCUCGCUGUUCUCCCUCCAGGACGGUAGGGGGUGCACACAGAACAGAUGCACUGGGCAGCUGUGUUGGAACAAUUUUUUACAAACUGUUCUGUUAAAGACACAUUUCUACUUGAGCUGGAUCCUAGCCCCGACGCAACUUGAAAAGGAUUUCAGCUGGACUUACGUGGAAAACGGGACCAGAAGCUCUCUGACUCCCAAGUUGGAAAGGACUUAAGCUGGGCUUACCUGGAAAAUGGGACCUGAAGCUAGUAACUGUUUUGUAAAGGAUGGAUCCCAUCCAAGCCAGCCUGUGACUCCCACUUAUGUAACUGGGCUGUUUUUGAGAGAACGGACAA
Molossus molossus (Pallas's mastiff bat) is the source of this 1312-nucleotide messenger RNA. It is a transcript of the gene EXOSC6, whose product is annotated as exosome component 6. Lineage: Eukaryota; Metazoa; Chordata; Mammalia; Chiroptera; Molossidae. The record is from RefSeq and is a predicted model, not a curated record. The transcript has a single exon. The coding region runs from base 25 to 843 and encodes 272 amino acids. Gene Ontology annotation, cellular component: cytoplasmic exosome (RNase complex); nuclear exosome (RNase complex); nucleolus. Gene Ontology annotation, biological process: rRNA catabolic process; nuclear mRNA surveillance; U4 snRNA 3'-end processing.